Messenger RNA from Carica papaya (papaya), 821 nucleotides. RefSeq names its product nucleolar-like protein. Lineage: Eukaryota; Viridiplantae; Streptophyta; Magnoliopsida; Brassicales; Caricaceae. Gene Ontology annotation, biological process: ribosomal large subunit biogenesis. Gene Ontology annotation, cellular component: nucleolus. The record is from RefSeq and is a predicted model, not a curated record.
CCUCAAUACUCAAAACCAUAAACCCUCCUCCCGCUCUCGAUCUGUACCAGAAAACCAGAGAGAUGGGGAGGUCAAGAAGGAAAUACAAGCAAUCGAGACCGAAGGUGAAAGUAGGGCUCCCAAAGAAAAACCCUAACGUGUUCAAGCCGUCCUUCCAUAUACCGCCGAAGCUCCGAUCUCUGGUGGAGGAGAAGCAAUCUAAAUGGGACGACAAAGCCAGCGUCAUCAGCAAUUACAAGUCGUUCGGCGUCGUUUCCAACCCUAAUUUGCUCGGCGUCCGCUCUCGGACUUCCCACAUCGUCGAGUGUGACACCCUCAACGUUCCCCCAUCUCCGCCGUCACCGCCCCCGUCCGACGAUCCCGCCGAUCUCUCCGCUAAAGAGUUCGAGCCAAUUGACUGCGGCAGCGAUCUCGAGGAAGAUGAUUUAAAAUCAGCCCUUGGGAAGAAGCGAAAAGAUGGGAAGAGUGCACCUUUACAACCUUUGACUAGUAUGCAGCGCAUGCAUGUCAGCCGACUGGUUGAGAAAUAUGGAGAUGACUACCAGGCUAUGUUUAUGGACCAAAAACUAAACAAAAUGCAACAUUCAAUUGGGACGCUUGAGAAAUUAUGUAAGAGAUAUCAUAUGUAUAAAAACAAAAGCCCUAUGCUAUUGGCCUAGUUGAGCUCGUGCGGCUGGAAGUUUUUGAGAAAUUUGUAGAAGUAUAUGUUCUGAUCGUUUUUCCCCUUUCAAUUUAUAUUCUGGGAGUUAUAUGGAAAAAGAAAACAAUUGACCCUGUAGUUUCUUGAGCUUAUUUUUGUCUAUUACUUAAAUUUAUAUGUC